Orycteropus afer afer is the source of this 1576-nucleotide messenger RNA. RefSeq names its product L3MBTL histone methyl-lysine binding protein 1. Gene Ontology annotation, biological process: regulation of DNA-templated transcription. Gene Ontology annotation, molecular function: zinc ion binding. Lineage: Eukaryota; Metazoa; Chordata; Mammalia; Tubulidentata; Orycteropodidae. Gene Ontology annotation, cellular component: nucleus. The record is from RefSeq and is a predicted model, not a curated record.
AGAAGAAGGAAGGCUGGUCAUGGGAGUCCUACCUAGAAGAGCAGAAGGCUAUCACUGCCCCCAUCAGCCUCUUCCAGGACUACCAGGCAGUCACUCAUAAUAAGAAUGGCUUCAAACUGGGCAUGAAGUUGGAAGGCAUUGACCCUCAACACCCGUCCAUGUACUUCAUCCUCACUGUGGCUGAGGUGUGUGGUUACCGCCUACGUCUACACUUUGAUGGGUAUUCCGAGUGCCAUGACUUCUGGAUCAAUGCCAACUCCCCUGACAUUCACCCUGCUGGCUGGUUUGAGAAGACCGGGCACAAACUGCAGCCCCCGAAAGGUUACAAGGAGGAGGAGUUCAGCUGGAGCCAGUACCUGCGCAGCACAAGAGCUCAGGCUGCCCCCAAGCACCUGUUUGUGAGCCAGAGCCACAGUCCCCCACCCCUGGGCUUCCAGGUGGGCAUGAAGUUGGAGGCUGUGGACCGCAUGAACCCAUCCCUCGUCUGUGUGGCCAGUGUGACCGACAUAGUGGACAGCCGCUUCCUAGUGCACUUUGACAACUGGGACGAUACUUACGACUACUGGUGUGAUCCCAGCAGCCCUUACAUCCACCCAGUGGGCUGGUGCCAGAAGCAAGGAAAACCCCUCACCCCUCCACAAGACUACCCAGACCCUGAUAGCUUCUGUUGGGAGAAGUAUCUGGAAGAAACCGGGGCAUCUGCUGUGCCCACUUGGGCCUUCAAGGUGCGACCUCCUCACAACUUCCUGGUCAACAUGAAGCUGGAGGCUGUGGACCGCAGGAACCCUGCUCUGAUUCGUGUGGCCAGCGUGGAGGAUGUGGAGGAUCACCGGAUAAAGCUCCACUUUGAUGGCUGGAGCCAUGCUUAUGACUUCUGGAUUGAUGCCGACCACCCAGACAUCCACCCUGCAGGCUGGUGCUCCAAGACAGGACAUGGCCUGCAACCUCCUCUCCGACCCAGAGAGCCCAGCUCUGCUUCCCCUGGAGGCUGUCCCCCUCUUGGCUAUAAGAGCCUGCCACACACUAGGACCUCAAAGUACAGCUUUCAUCACCGGAAGUGCCCUACUCCUGGUUGUGAUGGCUCUGGCCACGUCACAGGCAAGUUCACAGCUCACCAUUGCCUCUCAGGCUGCCCGCUGGCUGAGAGGAACCAGAGCCGGCUGAAAGCAGAGCUGUCCGACUCAGAGGCCUCGGCCCGUAAGAGGAACCUCUCAGGCUUUUCCCCAAGGAAGAAGCCUCGCCAUCACGGCCGGAUUGGACGUCCUCCAAAGUAUCGGAAGAUCCCACAGGAAGAUUUUCAGACACUCACCACUGGCGUCAUGCACCAGUCCCUCUUCAUGUCAGCCUUGUCAGCCCACCCAGACCGUUCACUCUCUGUGUGCUGGGAGCAGCAGUGCAAGCUCCUGCCUGGAGUGGCAGGUAUCUCAGCCUCAACAGUCGCCAAGUGGACCAUCGAUGAGGUCUUCGGCUUUGUUCAGACUCUGACAGGUUGUGAGGACCAAGCACGACUCUUCAAAGAUGAGGUAAGGUGCACAUGCAGUGUGGGAGACUGAGAAGGGGUCACUGUGUCCCCCCA